AGGAUAAGGCGAGCCAUUAGGCGCGUGAGACGGCGAACCCCAGCGACCAGCAGCGCAGAGCGCGCAAGUGAGCCAUGCUAGCCUCGCCGGCGCUCGCCGGCGCCACCCACUCCUUCCCGGCCUUCGUGUCGGGCAGCCGCGGCGUCCACCUCCCGUGCGCCUCCGCGCCCUCGCACUCGCCGGCGCGGCGGGCCGCCCUGGUCGUCCUCGCCAAGGCCAAGGUGUCCACGCCCAAUGCCGACCGCAUCGCCCGCCACGACCGCCUCCGCAAGAAGGUUAGCGGCACCACGGAGAGGCCAAGACUCAGCGUUUUCCGCUCAAACAAGCAUUUGUAUGCUCAGGUGAUCGACGAUACAAAGUCGUGCACUCUGGCUUCAGCCUCAACAAUGCACAAAGCUCUUUCAAAGGAGCUUGAGUACUCUGCUGGGCCAACAACUGAAGUGGCACAAAAGAUUGGUGAAGUGAUUGCCAAGUCCUGCUUGGAGAAAGGAAUCACCAAAGUGGUGUUUGACCGAGGGGGUUUCCUCUACCAUGGCCGCAUCAAAGCUCUAGCCGAUGCUGCUAGAGAGAACGGACUUGAGUUCUGAAUUUUCUGUUGAUAUUUUCAGGAUCGCAUGUAAUAUUCUCUUUUCUUUCCCGUCUAUUGAACAAAGUUCUUUCUGUAGUCAUUUGGGUUGUUCCGUGGACAUGGCCCCUCUUUAAUGUUAUCUGAUCUUUGUAUCAACAAUGAAUCAGCCUUACAAAUGGAAGAUUCAUUUUCUGUUUAUUUCUGCAAUUUGGCUUCUGCCGAAGCAGCCUUGUAAAACCAACACUUUGAACAUGAACAUUCAGAGUGCCGAUUUGAGCAAAAUAACUGAGAAGAAUCACACACUUUGGCAGCUUCAA
This is a messenger RNA of Triticum dicoccoides, 885 nucleotides long. Its product is annotated as 50S ribosomal protein L18, chloroplastic-like. Gene Ontology annotation, biological process: translation. Gene Ontology annotation, molecular function: structural constituent of ribosome; 5S rRNA binding. Gene Ontology annotation, cellular component: ribosome. Lineage: Eukaryota; Viridiplantae; Streptophyta; Magnoliopsida; Poales; Poaceae. Bases 75 to 587 code for a protein of 170 amino acids. The transcript has 3 exons. The record is from RefSeq and is a predicted model, not a curated record.